UCCCCGCUCCCCUACUCCCGUUCUCUUGUCGUUCUCGUGUCGCAUCUCGAUCUAGGGUUUGAGAUGUCGUACGACGAGGUGGAGAUCGAGGACAUGGAGUGGAGCGAGGAGCUCAAGGCGUACACCUACCCCUGCCCCUGUGGUGACCUCUUCCAGAUCACCAUGGACGACCUCCGCGCCGGGGAGGAGAUCGCCCGGUGCCCCUCUUGCUCCCUCUUCAUCACCGUCGUCUACAACCCCGAGGACUUCGCGGAUAAGCCCCAGAAGAAGACGAAUCCUCAGCCAAUCGCCGUCGCCUGAGGCGAUCAGUUUGUGUAUGCAGUCUAAAUUGCUGUAUGGGUUUGCCAGCACGUUGGAAGGAGAUUCUUCGUCCGGCGGACACACAACAUUUUGAAGUAUUUAAUCUCAAAUCCAUCGCAUUCUUUCUAGCUCAUUGCUUUCCGAGGUAAGUGAUGAUUUGAGCGGAGGGUUGAAAUCAAUUUUUGCUUCGUUGGAGAUACGGCAAUGGCGAUCUCUACAAUGGUUCUCGACUUGGCCUAUGAGAUCUGAAUACUUGGUACGUCUAUUGUUGUCUCUACCUGUUUCUUUUUAUUAUUUUUAUUAUAGAGAGGAUUGUAUAAAAGAGAAGGGAGGGUUAUUGGAUAUGUGUACCUAAUCGGCUAUUUCUACACUUGGAACGCAGUUUCUCGGCAGUUUAUUUUUUAAAAAAUUUUCUUUUUUAUAA
This is a messenger RNA of Ananas comosus (pineapple), 724 nucleotides long. Its product is annotated as diphthamide biosynthesis protein 3. Gene Ontology annotation, cellular component: cytosol; nucleus. Gene Ontology annotation, biological process: tRNA wobble uridine modification; protein histidyl modification to diphthamide. The record is from RefSeq and is a predicted model, not a curated record. The transcript has 2 exons. The coding region runs from base 64 to 300 and encodes 78 amino acids. Gene Ontology annotation, molecular function: metal ion binding. NCBI's taxonomy places the organism in Eukaryota, Viridiplantae, Streptophyta, Magnoliopsida, Poales, Bromeliaceae.